GCAGAGUUUCUCCUUGGUGUUUCACUUGGUGUCAGUGUCUGUGUAUCACUGUAAACUGGUUUGUGAAGACACCCAAAGUGGUCCGACCUACGAGUCCAUGCAGGCUGUGUUUGACCUCCAACCCUUCAGGCCAGUUGUAAACCUCAGCAGUCCCACCAUCGCCAACCUCUCCUUCACCCUGUAUGCGGUCCUCGGGGUGAAUGAAAAAGCUCAGAUACUCACUACUUUCUUGUGGCUGAGACUGUUCUGGCACAAUGAGUUCUUGGUUUGGGACCCUGAUGAGUGCGGGGGAGUCACCAGGAUUUCUCUCCCUGUAAAGGAACUGUGGACGCCAGACAUCAUUGUUUAUGAAUUCGUGGACGAUGACGUUUCCCAGGCUUGUCCGUACGUUUACGUGAACCACACGGGUCACAUUCGCUGGGACAGGAUGCUGCGACUCGUCUCGGCCUGCAACCUGGAGAUCUUCAGUUUUCCCUUCGACGUGCAGAACUGCACGUUUACGUUCGGCUCCUACAUGCACACCAUACGUGACGUGAGGCUCAGCCCAGCCCUGACCUUCAGUGAGAUAUCGAGAAACUCAAGGCAGUACCUGGAAGCCAGUGGGGAGUGGGAGCUGAUGGACAUUACCGGAGAAGCUUCCAUACUGCGGUUUGGGAUAGACGAGUGGGACAUCAUCACCUUCUGGGUGGUGAUAAGGAGAAGUCCGGUGCUCUACGUGGUCAACCUGCUGAUCCCCAGCUCCUUCCUCAUGCUCAUUGACAUCCUGUCCUUCUACCUGCCGCCCCACAGCGUCGACCGUGCCUCCUUCAAGAUGACCCURAUCCUGGGCUACACCGUGUUCCUGCUCAUCAUGAACGACCUGCUGCCCAGCACGGCAAACGGCACUCCCAUCAUAGGGAUUUAUUUCUCCGUGUGUCUGGCCCUCAUGGUCAUCAGUCUUCUGGAGACGGUCAUCAUCACCAACGUCCUUCAUCACAGCUCCAUGAAGUACCAGGUGGUUCCCAACUGGGUUCAAGUCYUUAUCCUCAAACACAUCGCCAACCUGAUCUGUUACCGCUGGCCUGAAGAUGUCCGGCCGCCUGACAAAACACAGGAGGAGAAAGAUGAGAGCUCAAACGGCACCGCGGGCCCGCGGGUCAUCCAACCCGUCAGCCAGACCCCUGACAGGCAUCCGACCGGCAAUGGAGGUCCAGUUUCUGUGCCGGAGCUGCAGCAGAUCUGUCAGUACCUGAGGGACCUCCGGGCCCACCUGGACUCCAUGCAGAAGGAGAACGAGCUGCAGGAACAGUGGUGCCACGUGGGCUACAUCCUGGACUACCUGCUGUUCCGCAUCUACCUGCUGCUGAUCACCUGCUACGCCCUGGUCAUCAUCACCAUGUGGUGCAUCUGGAUCAGCCAGAGCUAACUGGACCGGUGUCUGCGCACAGAAAUUAAAAAUACAUGAAAAAAAAAACUUUUUUAAAGUUAGGUUUAAGCUCCUGGAAAACUGAUGUGAUUUAUUUAGAGAUUCUUUUGCAAGACUAUAAAUAGGUUAUGUUUAAAAUUUAUUUUAAUGCAUUCUGUAAAAAAACAAUAAACUGUCUAAUGUUUAAUAAAGCCAAUGAUGUUUACUACUUUACACAUAGCUAUAUUUACAUAUACAGCUUUCUUAACAGGGAAGAUGUUUGACUAAAUGUAAUCUUGUAAUUUUUUAUGUUUUAUGCUUCAGUUUUGAAAUAACGUUACUUUAAGGGGUUGAAUAAAAGUAAUGAAGGUUUCUACAGGUCAAUAUUAAAUAUAACAUGCUGAGACUCAAUCAACUGUAUUUCAAACAUUGUACAACUCCAACAAAAAAAAGAAAGAAAUUGUGCACUGUGAACAGCACAUUGUGAUCUCUUGUUGAUUCAAA
Messenger RNA from Austrofundulus limnaeus, 1888 nucleotides. Its product is annotated as 5-hydroxytryptamine receptor 3A. The record is from RefSeq and is a predicted model, not a curated record. Gene Ontology annotation, molecular function: transmembrane signaling receptor activity; extracellular ligand-gated monoatomic ion channel activity. Gene Ontology annotation, biological process: monoatomic ion transmembrane transport. Gene Ontology annotation, cellular component: postsynaptic membrane. The transcript is spliced from 9 exons. Lineage: Eukaryota; Metazoa; Chordata; Actinopteri; Cyprinodontiformes; Rivulidae. The coding region runs from base 98 to 1405 and encodes 435 amino acids.